AUCAGACCCUUUUUUUGUCUCUCGAUUGCUGUCUCCCGACCUAACUCCGAUGUGUUCCGUUAUCAGCGACCUAAAGCCUGCCAUUCCAGCACCUGUCUUGCUAGGGAUCGGUGGAUAGUAUACGAUUCAGAAAGCAGACAAGGACAUAGGAGGCGAGAGAGCACUAGAGAGACAGCCAGGGAUAGGCACAGAGAGCUUUGAAGUAAUUGGAUUCAAUGGACGAAAUGCUGCUGUUGACAAGAAUUCUCUUGGUGGGCUUCAUCUGCGCUCUUUUAGUCUCCUCUGGGCUGACUUGUGGACCAGGCAGGGGCAUUGGAAAAAGGAGACACCCCAAAAAGCUGACCCCUUUAGCCUAUAAGCAGUUUAUUCCCAAUGUGGCAGAGAAGACCCUAGGGGCCAGUGGAAGAUAUGAAGGGAAGAUCACAAGAAACUCCGAGAGAUUUAAAGAACUAACCCCAAAUUACAACCCUGACAUUAUUUUUAAGGAUGAAGAGAACACGGGAGCUGACAGACUGAUGACUCAGCGCUGCAAGGACAAGCUGAACGCCCUGGCGAUCUCGGUGAUGAACCAGUGGCCCGGGGUGAAACUGCGGGUGACCGAGGGCUGGGACGAGGACGGCCACCACUCCGAGGAGUCCCUGCACUACGAGGGCCGUGCCGUGGACAUCACCACCUCGGACCGGGACCGCAGCAAGUACGGCAUGCUGGCCCGCCUGGCCGUCGAGGCCGGCUUCGACUGGGUCUACUACGAGUCCAAGGCGCACAUCCACUGCUCUGUCAAAGCAGAAAACUCAGUGGCUGCCAAAUCAGGGGGUUGUUUCCCCGGCUCGGCCACGGUGCACCUGGAGCAAGGAGGCACCAAGCUGGUGAAGGACCUGAGCCCCGGGGACCGGGUGCUGGUGGCUGACGCGGAGGGCCGGCUGCUCUACAGUGACUUCCUCGCUUUCCUCGACCGGGAGGACGGUUCCCAGAAGCUCUUCUAUGUCAUCGAGACCCGGCAGCCCCGGGCCCGGCUGUUGCUGACGGCCGCCCACCUCCUCUUCGUGGCCCCCCAACACAACCAGUCGCAGGAGGGGACCCUCAGCAGCCGGGCACUCUUCGCCAGCCGCGUUCGGCCGGGCCAACGAGUCUACGUGUUGGGCGAGGGCGGGCGGCAGCUCCUGCCAGCAGCCGUGCACAGCGUCGCGCUGCGGGAGGAGGCCUCGGGGGCUUACGCCCCGCUCACCGCCCAGGGCACCAUCCUCAUCAACCGGGUGCUGGCCUCCUGCUACGCGGUCAUCGAGGAGCACAGCUGGGCACACUGGGCCUUCGCUCCCUUCCGCCUGCUCCAGGGGAUGCUGGCCACCCUCUGCCCCUCCGCCGGGGGGGCCCUGGUGGAUGCCCCCCCUGCCCCCGGCAUCCACUGGUACUCUCGCCUCCUCUACCACAUCGGCAGCUGGGUGCUGGAUAGUGACUCUCUGCACCCGCUGGGCAUGGUGGUGCCGUCCAGCUGAGAGCAUCCCCAGCCAUCCUGGCCACCCGCUGGCCUCCGAGGGAGAGACAGACACAGAGAGAGAGAGAGAGAGACAGAGAGAGAGAGAGGAAGGAUAACAG
Molecule: messenger RNA, 1593 nt
Organism: Apus apus (common swift)
Lineage: Eukaryota; Metazoa; Chordata; Aves; Apodiformes; Apodidae
Gene: SHH
Product: sonic hedgehog signaling molecule
Exons: 3
Coding region: 216-1493 (425 amino acids)
Biological process (GO): cell fate specification; oligodendrocyte differentiation; cell-cell signaling
Molecular function (GO): patched binding; calcium ion binding
Source: RefSeq, a predicted model, not a curated record